AUGGCUCCAGUGCCGACCGUACCGGCCGAACAUUUUUUCAGUGAUUAUGGUCUUCAACUUUCACGUAAUACGAAAGCCGUAAAAGUUUGGAUGACAUUGAAAACGUAUGGAAUCGAACGAUUCGGUCGUAUUAUGGAACAAAAUGUUGAUCAAGCAUUGUAUUUUGCUCAUUUAAUCGAACAGCAUUCGAAUCAAUUUGAAUUAUUGGCUAAAGUAACAUUAAAUAUUGUUUGUUUUCGUUAUAUUGUAUGUCAGUCGAAUACUAUCGAUCAACACGACAUGUUAAACAAAUUUAAUAAACGUUUAUUGAUAAUGAUACAAGAACGAGGCAUUGCCAUUGUUUCACCAUUUGUCAUUGGUACGAAUACAUUUGCUUUGAGAAUGUGUAUUACGAAUCAUCGAACGAGACUCACGGAUAUGGACAAAUUCAUCGAACAAGUGAUUCAACUCGCUCGUGAACUACUCGAUACGGAUGAAUUUGCUACUUUGAAGACGAUUUGA
Messenger RNA from Didymodactylos carnosus, 501 nucleotides. The record is from the annotation of a GenBank genome assembly. Lineage: Eukaryota; Metazoa; Rotifera; Eurotatoria; Philodinida; Philodinidae.